AUGCAAAAUUUCUUGUUGACUCAAUUCAUGAGUCAGGAUUUAACAGAUUCUUAUGCCUAAUUUUCUUAAUACUUCUCUGAAGAUGUUAUCAACAAUGUCCUCAUUGAUGAAUCUGACAAAAUUAAAGAUUUGACUGAUCGUCUAAAAGACUCAUUGAAGACCAAAACCAAUAAUACAAUUCUGCUCUAUGGCUAAGAAGGCUUUGGUCGAAAAUCUGCAAUCAGAAAGGCUAUAGAUAAUUGCGAAUAAGAUUUGCAGAUGAAAUCUAAAAAAAUCAUAAAAAUAUUUGUCAAUGCCUAUCUUCAUAAAUCUGAGGGCAACAUUCUAUCUGCAAUCAACAAUCAAUUAUUAUAGACAGCACAAAUCAAAUCCAAAAUUAACAAGCUCUCUGUUGAUGAAUUGAUGAAACAUUUCAAACAAUAUGAAAAUGCUUUUCAUGGUAUUGUGCUUGUAAUUGAAAGAGUGGAAAUCUUAGCAACUGUCAAAAAACAAUUCUUCUUAUAUUCAAUACUUGAAUGGAUAAGAGAAUCCAAGUAUCCAAUCAUCUUUGUAGGAAUCACUUCAGAUUUAUUAUUUUAAGAAAAACUAGAAAAAAGAGUUAAAAGUAGAUUUCAAAAUAUUCCCUAUUUCUUUAUGGAUCUUGAUUUCUAAUUUGUGCAAAAGGUUCUAUUAACUAGACUAGAAUAAAUAGAUAGGAAUCAAGUCAUCAACACAUACGAAAAUUACAUUUUAUCAAAAUCCUUUGAAGAAUACUUUGCCAAAUUGCAAUCCCUUUAAGUGUCAAUCAGUAAACUGAUCUAUUUGUUUCGAUCUUCCUUUUUUUUGGCCGGAUCACGUUUCAAUAGGCCUGAUAAAAAAUAGGUUGAUUCCAUUAAAUUUGAGAGGAAUGUUUCAGCAGAACCAAUCAGUCUCUAAGAGUUGAUGGAAUAAAGCUUGAAAUGGAUAUAUCCAAAUGUUAAAUUGGAAAAUGGAAAACUUCUCUCUUAACCAGAGUAUGUGAUCUUAUUUUCCUUCUAUAAUUUGAUCAUGCAUCAAAAGCCACAAAUCAUGUUUGAUGACAUUAUCUAGCAUUCCAAAAAGGCCAUGUAAACAUACAAAUUACAACAUCAUAAAACAGCCAGUGAAUUUACACCUUUAGUGUUGAAUAAAGCUUUAGAUAAUUUAAUUAAAUAGAAAUUCAUUUCCCUUCAAUAAUAAAGUAAGAAUUUAGAAAAUAAUCAAAUUAUCCUAUGUAUGUCCAUAGAUGAUUUGAAAAACUUAUUUGAAAAUAUUAGAUACGAUUUACCCGAUUUUAUGAGUUAUUUAUAUAAUUUUAAUUUUUGA
This is a messenger RNA of Paramecium tetraurelia, 1323 nucleotides long. RefSeq lists its product as uncharacterized. Gene Ontology annotation, biological process: DNA replication; DNA replication initiation. The transcript is spliced from 4 exons. Gene Ontology annotation, molecular function: DNA replication origin binding. The record is from RefSeq and is a predicted model, not a curated record. Lineage: Eukaryota; Ciliophora; Oligohymenophorea; Peniculida; Parameciidae. Gene Ontology annotation, cellular component: nuclear origin of replication recognition complex; nucleus.